Molecule: messenger RNA, 2590 nt
Organism: Rhododendron vialii
Lineage: Eukaryota; Viridiplantae; Streptophyta; Magnoliopsida; Ericales; Ericaceae
Product: pentatricopeptide repeat-containing protein At1g77360, mitochondrial-like
Exons: 2
Coding region: 169-1665 (498 amino acids)
Molecular function (GO): protein binding
Source: RefSeq, a predicted model, not a curated record
CUCUCUCUCUCUCUCCGAUCCUGCCCACUAUUUGUCCAAAAACAGAAAAGCUCUGCUUCUCAUAAAACACCCCGUCGACCCCCCUCCGUAUCCGACUCUCUCGCCUGAAAACUGACCUACAGGCGGCUCAACCAUCACCCAGGGUUUCAAUUCUCACCAGCUCCUCAAAUGGAGGCAAUUGCUAGAAAACCUAGCUACAGUCUAUCAACUAGUGUUCCCCUGGAAAACCCACUUCGAAUCAUCCCUUAUUCAUCAUCACAAACACCCACCCAACAACCCCAUCCUCAACACCAGUUCCCAAAUCUUGAAAACCCAGAUGUGUCUCCAAUGGCUAGAAUUUUGUGUGAAAUUCUCACCAAGACCCCACCACAAGGCCUUGAGAAUGCCCUUUCAUCCACCCUAAUCAAACCUACGCCGGAAAUCGUAGAAGAAGUACUCAAUCUCUCCUUCAGGUCUCCCUCGGCUGCGGUGGUGUUUUUCCGGUGGGCAGGGAUGAUCCAGAAGCACUCUGCUAGUUGUUGGAACCUGAUGGUGGAUUUGCUAGGCAAGAAUGGUUUGUUUAAGUCGAUGUGGGACGUGAUCCGGUCGAUGAAGCAAGAAGGGGUGCUUUCAAUGGCGGCGUUUGUAUCAGCCUUCAGAGGUUAUUGUAGCUUGGAUAAGUUUAAUGAAGCUGUUAUGGCCUUCGAUUUGAUGGAGAGGUACGGAAUUCAGGCGGAUGUAGUGGCUGUGAACUCUCUGUUGAGUGCUAUUUGUCGAAAGGAUAAUGAAACGACGAAAGCGCUUGAGUUCUUCGAGCGAAUUAAGACUAGAAUUCCGCCUGAUGCUGACUCUUACAGCAUUCUGUUGGAAGGGUGGGAGAAGGAAGGGAACGUGGCCAAGGCGAAGAAAACGUUCGGCGAGAUGGUGAUUCGGGUUGGGUGGAGUCCGCAAAACGUGGCAGCUUACAAUGCAUUCUUGACAACUCUUGUUCGUGGGUCCCAGGUGGAUGAGGCAAUCAAGUUUCUUGAGAUUAUGAAGGGGAAGAACUGCUCUCCAGGUUUGAAAUUCUUCUCUGAUGCACUAGAUACUCUUAUUGAGCUAAAUGAUACAGCUCAUGUUGUGGUCUUGUGGGAUAUGAUGGCCAAUAGCAGAUUGUUACCGAAUUUGAGAAUGUUCAAUUCAAUAAUUACCUUGCUUUGUGACAACAAUGACAUCGAUGGCGCCUUCGGUUUCCUUGAUAAGAUGGUCUUCUAUGGCGUUUUCCCUGAUUCUUUAACCUAUAACACAAUUUUCAAAUGUUUGAUCAAGAACAAGAAGGUUCGGGAAGCAGGUGGGUUUUUCUUCGAGAUGGUCAAGAAUGAAUGGCCUCCAACCCAUUCAAAUUGUGUUGUGGCCAUCAAGAUGUUCUUUGACGGGUAUGAUCCUCAGAUGGCGGGUGAGAUCUGGACCUAUAUGUUUAGGAAUCAUGUUCUGCCCCUUGAGGAGAGUUCGAAUGCAUUUCUUAUUGGACUUUGUGAAAUGGGCCGGCUGACAGAGUUGAGGAGGUUAGCAGAAAAAAUGCUUGAUAGAAAUAUAGGUAUAAAGGAAUCAACAAUGGCUAAGCUGAAACAUGCUUUCAAUAAGGAUGACAGAAGUACUACACGUGAUGCAUAUGAUAGUCUUAUAAGGAAGUGGAAGUCUUCCUAGAUGCUGCAGGUGAACUUGUUUUGAUGGGUUUUUGUAAAUUUUCUUAUAAGGAAGCAGUAGUAUGAGAGACUUUUUAGAUAUGUGUCAGCAAUAGGUGGAAACACUAUGAACACGAGCUAACUAUCUAGUUUAUAGUAAAUAAUUUGCUUUCUUCUCUGUACCUUUGCAUUGCAAUGUGCUAUAUAAUUUUUGUAGCUGUAUUCCUCCUCAGUCCUCACUAACCAUGCCCUUUUGGGUCUCAGUAUUGUUGAACACUUUUACCUAUGUUGUCCACAAAUUUGAAAUUUCAGGAUGCAAAAUGCAUCUUUUGCUUUCUAAAGGUGCAUAAGUGUUUUCCUUGAUUGCCUGCACAAUCCGUAUGGCUUUUGGGGCUUCACUCCUGAUCCCUUUAUGACCAUGGGUUAUUUGGUCCUCAACACCUACUCCUUUAGAUAGUACAAAAGCAUGACAAUUCCAUCUUAUCUUCUGUGGUCGGCACAGUGCUGAAGUGUUGAGUGACAGUUUUUUGUACGUUAUAAUUUUCACAAUGCAAACAAGUUAUUGUGACAUUGUAUUUUGAAACUUCUAGCUUAGACCAUAGCUGCUUCAUGAAGGCUGUGGGUUGAUAGCGACAUCACCAGGAAUCAGACAUGUGUUGUUCUGGAAGAGGCUACCAUGAUGCUUGGCGUAGUUGAUGUUCCCUCCCUUGAAACUUUGAGGUUUAAAAUAUUUGUACCAGAGGAUGGAUGAAAAGUUAUCUAGGGGAUCCUGUGGGAAACGAAGCUAUGAAAGCAGUGACAUGCUGGCAAUGUUCAUGACUUCAGCCUUGGAUGUUUAAUGUGUGUCGUCGUUGUUCCCCAGUACGUGUUUAUAAUAAAAAUCGGUAAUACGUAAAUGUGACAUAUGAGACAAACGUUUAGUUAUUAUUUUUUGUAUCUGAUGCUCA